Messenger RNA from Bicyclus anynana (squinting bush brown), 3844 nucleotides. Its product is annotated as RNA exonuclease 1 homolog. Lineage: Eukaryota; Metazoa; Arthropoda; Insecta; Lepidoptera; Nymphalidae. The transcript has a single exon. Gene Ontology annotation, cellular component: nucleus. Gene Ontology annotation, molecular function: metal ion binding; exonuclease activity; nucleic acid binding. The record is from RefSeq and is a predicted model, not a curated record. The coding region runs from base 438 to 3608 and encodes 1056 amino acids.
UUUGAAACGUCAAGUUAUGUCAUGAGGUGGUAAGUAAAGUGGUAAACUUAAAAUUAAAGUUACGAAAAUAUUUAACACCAAUUAAGUGUACUUACACUACAUUAUUAUUAACUAUACACAAUUAUACAUUUAAAUCACACGAGUAAUUUUGACACAAUGAAACAUCGAUUAUAAGCAGUUUGUUGAGGUAACGUGUAGCGAGGCAGGUCCUAUGGUAAUUAGUCUGCGUACGAAUAACGAAAGCCUCUCUAUGUCGUUUCUCUGUCUACGAUCAACUACUAUUUAUUAGAUAAACAUCUGUGGGUUUAAAACUUCAAACUUCAAAGGAAUUUUAUUUUCUGCUGUGGUUAAUGUCUGCUUUAGUAGUCAAAAUUAUGUUUUCAAUUGUAGCUAUUGUUAUAGUAGUUUUAAUGAAUUAUAAAUAAAAGACAUAUACGAUGCUACCUUCGACUGGCUAUUUUAAAGGAAUCAAUUGCCCCUUCUACGACAGUGGUUUUUGCGAGCGGCCCUAUUGUCAUUUUCGUCACGUUAAGAAAGAACCACAAAAUAACGAUGGAAUUGAAAGUGGAGCAAUCCUACAGAAACUGGUAUCGGCAGCGGUACAAAAGGUUCUCCAGCAAACGGAGACAGGUGCUUCGACAUCGCAGAAUACUGUUACAAAUUUAGAACUGAACGCUGGCCAGCCCGUUUCGUCUAAAGUGACCUACAACCCGACCCCGAUUGCCGAACUAAACAAAAUUAACCACAUCGAAUCUGAAAACAUUGAUGAUAAUAAUGAACAAAAACGGAGACACAUACCAGUACCGUACACGCCCAGAAAACCAGCUAGCAUACCCAUCAAAAGACCUGUAGACACAAAUGGUACUCAGGUAUUCACAUAUUUGCCACCAGCACAGUAUAAUCCAGGUUCAGAAAAGGCCCAGCUUGAUCCAUACACUCCUAAAGGUUCGACAGAAUCGGGGGAAAAAUAUUUACCAGGUACUGAAAAGACAAUACCAGAAUAUAAACCUAAAGAGUCCCAGAACUCGACAGUUAAUUAUGUACCCUCAGAUAAAACUGUGAGCAAGAAAAAAAUAUUAGAAUAUAAACCAGCUAAAGUUAAAAGUGUUCAAUCUUCAGUUACAUAUCAGCCAACACCGAGGUCUUUAGUUCCAUGCUUCUCUAGUGAUGAGGAAGAGCCAGAUGUUAAAAAAAGGAAGCUCUCCGGUGACCUCAAUGGACUUGAUGAUCUAGGACCAGAGUUUGAUAUUUUAGAUCAAAUCUUGGAUGAAGAAAAAACAGAAAAACCUAUUUCUCAAAAGAAUGAAAAAAAGGAACCUGAGGAAAAAAGUCCAAAAACUAACACUACAACUAAUGAAUGUGUUAAGCCUGAAAAAAUUAAAUCUGACAAAGAGAAAUCAUCAAAGACAACUGACAAAAAAUCAAGAAGUAGAUCAGUAGAAAGAAAAGAAAAACGUCAUGACAAAGACAAAAACGAUAGGAAAUCAUCUGACAAGAAGAGUAAUCAAAAAAGUUCUAGCAAGGAUAAAAAUAGGCAUGAAAAGAAUAACAAAUCAGACAAAAAAUCACACUCUCAUUCAAAACAUUCUAAAAAUAAUUCAUCAAAACCCUCAAAACAUGAGAACAACAAUGAUAAACAAAGUAAUAGCAAAAGCCAUAAGUCGCAUAGCCGUUCUAAAGAAUCAAAAGACAAAAAAGAUAAACGUAAGGACAGACAUGAAAGCAGUGCACGAAAAAUUACAAAUGAUGAAGACAAUCAUAAUUAUGAUGACAAUUUUGAAGAGGAAUUAAAUGAAUUGUCAGAGUCGGACGAGGAAACCAUUGCACUGCAAUGUAAAAAAAUAUUUGAAGAAUAUGUUCCUACCAAGCUAUCACAUAAUAGUGAAGAGAGUAAAGACAAAAUAGAAAAUGAGCCUGAUGUUGAGGAAUACAUACCCACUAAAAAAAGAAUUUCUAGAACAGUUGAUAAGAAUAUUAAAAUAAUACCUAAAGCACCUAUAAAACCAGAUUUUAAAGUUAGUGCAGCACAAGCUAUGGCUGAACGUUUAGCUAAAGUAAGGGAAUUCCAUGCGUCCAAAAGUGCUAGUGAAAGUGAUAAUUCUAUAAGAUUAGUUCAAAAGCCAGAGGUUACAAAGGCUAUUUUCAAUUCUCCACCUCCUAGUUCAAGCGUUUCCAAAAUUCGUAUCGCUCAUGUACCUUAUGCAUCGACCAUGUUGACUGCAAAGAAAGUCAUAGCACCCAGUACAAUGUCUGCAAAUAAAAGUGAUCCUUCUUCUAGUUGCACAAUAACACAAACUGUAAAAAAGGGUACUCAGAGGGUAGCUCACAUACCAAGUGAAAAAUUUAUAGAUAGGCCAGGUGUUUUAGAACCACUUGGCUCAAAAAUACCAGCAAAUAUUAGGUCCACAUAUUUAAACAUGAUGAUUGACAAUUGUUUAAAGAUUUAUAUUUCUGCAACUGACGCUUAUGCCAGAGCACAACAAGAGGAGUUAGCGACUAGUAAAAAGUGCUCCACUGUGCAAAUAUACAAAAAUUCAGCAGUUCUUGCUAUCAGCAGGCUCAAAAAAGAGGUUCUCGAAUGUAAUGGUGUCAAGAAAUCUGGAUGUGAGAUUACACCCGGCAAACAAAUACCAGGCACAGUGAGUAAAUCAAACACUGGCUCUUGGAGUAUAGAAAGUAAAAUUAGAAGGAAUUUCGAAGACCCCCAACAAUUUACAGGUGCAAAGUUUUAUGAUAACAUCAAAAAAUGGAUACUAACAGAAGAACAACUGAUACAAAAUGGUUUUCCCAGACCACAUAGUAGUGGUGUGAAAGGGAGAGCUAUUAUUCACGGACAAAACAAACAAACUCCUCCCAAAGGAUACGUGAGAACGUGUUGUCGAUGUAAAAAGACUUAUACUGUGGAUAAAAAAGGUUUACCAACAUUCAAAGAAGAGUGUAUUUAUCAUCCGAAUAAUAAAUACAGAAUUAGAGGUGAAGUACGGUACCAAUGCUGCAGUCAAGACGGCACAUCUGAUGGGUGUUGCAUAGCUUCAAGUCAUGUGUAUGAAUAUGUGGACUUUGAAAACUUAAAAGGAUAUGUGAAAACAUUACCUCCAGAGCACGACAUGGACGAUUAUGGUGUAUAUUCAUUGGAUUGUGAAAUGUGCUACACGACACAGGGCUUAGAUUUAACUAGAGUUACCGUAAUUAAUUCUGCAUGUAAGGUUGUGUAUGAAACUCUCGUUAAACCUUUGCAUCCAAUAAUUGAUUACAAUACUAGAUAUUCUGGCAUCACAGAAGAACAAAUGUCAGAAGUAAGAACAACAUUACUCAACGUGCAAGCAACACUGCUUACCAUGUUUAAUAGUAAAACUAUAUUAAUAGGUCAUAGUUUAGAAUCUGAUUUUAAAGCACUGAAACUCAUUCAUGAUACAGUAAUAGAUACAAGUGUUUUGUAUCCCCAUAAAAUGGGACCUCCAUACAAAAGGGCCUUGAGAAAUCUAUCAUCGGAGUACUUGAAAAAGAUUAUACAAAACUCUGUUGACGGACAUGACAGUGCUGAAGAUGCUACUGUGUGUAUGGAACUUUUAAUUUAUAAAGUGAAAGAGGAUCUUAAGACUAGAUGAUGGUUGCCUACUUAUAUGUGAUUUUGGUCACAUACUUCAAACUAAUGUGUGUUUGUUGGGAAAUCACAAUUUAUAUCAAAAUAGGUCUUUUCAGAACCUCUAUAUAUAAAUUGUCUAUUAAUGGCUUUUUACCUGUGUAUUAGAUUGUAGUUGAUAGUAAGAUUGAUUGUUGUUAAGACUAACAAACUUUAAUAGAUAAAAAAAUCAUAAUAAUGUUGUGUCUUAUAAAAAAAUUA